UCUGACAGUAGAGGGCGAAUGCGGGGUAUAGGUUGCUCAAUAACCAAGACAGGACUGAAGUUGUCAGCCCCUGCCCGUUCAAAGGUAGAGAAUUUGAUAAAAUAAAGAGAUAGCCUAGUGUAGGAGAUAUUUGAUAUAAAGAAAUCAUUGACCAAGAUGGAGGCCUGGAUGGAGAUGCAGCAACACGCACAAUCUACUCAAAACCUCUCAUCACCAACAAUUACUAAAUCUGCUCAGGCAUCAUCGCCGGAUGUUAUAUAUAUCGGUAAGAGAUGCGACUUGCUUGGUUGGGGAAAUCGUGAUGUAGUUGCUCGUGGUCAAGUACACGAAGUUAAUCCAAAUGCAGUUGUCCAUUGCGAACCGUUGGAGGAGGGAGCUUUUGUUAUUACCCUGAUUGAGAUUAUACAUCCUGACACUCCUUUGUGGAAAGAAGAUAGGUUCGCAUCUACACUUGGAGAGGUCGGUCCAAGAUCACUUGUGUAAUGGGGGAAGGAAUCUUUGAGAUUUCGAUAAUUUGAACAAAUUUGGUACUCUAUAAUUGAACUUGGUGUGGAUGCUUUUUUUAGUUACUUUAUAUGAUGUUUCACUUAAUUUUUUGGUUAAUUUUGAACUAAUUUAGCACUUUAGUAACUUUAUAUUGAUGAAC
Magnolia sinica is the source of this 646-nucleotide messenger RNA. RefSeq lists its product as uncharacterized. The transcript is spliced from 2 exons. The record is from RefSeq and is a predicted model, not a curated record. Lineage: Eukaryota; Viridiplantae; Streptophyta; Magnoliopsida; Magnoliales; Magnoliaceae. The coding region runs from base 157 to 483 and encodes 108 amino acids.